Molecule: messenger RNA, 900 nt
Organism: Temnothorax curvispinosus
Lineage: Eukaryota; Metazoa; Arthropoda; Insecta; Hymenoptera; Formicidae
Exons: 4
Coding region: 1-900 (299 amino acids)
Source: RefSeq, a predicted model, not a curated record
AUGGCACACAAGCGUUUGUUACUGUCGAUCGAAAUGUGCGCGCUUUAUAAAAAAGAACAUCGACGGCUCGGCGGCGUGAGCCGCGUGAGGCGCGCGUGGUUCUCGUCGAAAGACGAAGAAAAACAUCAACGGCUCGGCGGCAGAGGCGUGCGUGGCUCUCGUCGAUGCUACGAAAGACCUUCGAGAAUUUUCGAGAACAUGGCGUCUAACGCAGCAACGCGUUUAUUGCUCGAGUGGAAUGUCAGUGAUGAGGUAAUUGCAAAUUUUACAGCUCAAGAAAUUAAUGUAGAGCAGUUUAAUAUAUUAACAGAAGAGGAUCUUAAAAAUCUGAUUCCAAACAUAAGACCCCGAAGAAAAUUCCAGAGUAAAGUACAAAAAUAUUUUAGUGAGAUUCCACAAUUGCAUAUGCAAGAGACGUCACUGCAACAAGAAAAAUGUGUUGAUAUAAAUUCUGUAGAAGAUAACACAUUAGAACAACAAAUUUUACGAGCAAUAAUAGUUGAAGAUACAAAGGAACAAAAUUUUAAUGCCGAUAUUCCAAAUAACAGUUCUCUCAUAUCAACACAUGAACCUCUGACUAUAGUUACAACUCCAAAGCAACAAAAUUUUAAUGCCGAUAUUCCAAAUAAUAGUCCUGUCAUAUCAACAUCUGAAAUUCUGACCAUAGUUACAACUCCAAAACAAAAUUUUAAUGCCGAUAUUCCAAAUAACAAUUCUCUCAGAUCACCUGAAACUGUGAAUACAGUUACUCCAGUACUUAGUGAUAAUUUAUUGAUAAAAAGUCGAACAUCUGGAUCAGGUGUGAAACGACGCUUAAUUAGUGAUGAUGAAUACCAUGAUGGAAGAAUACCAGGUGUAACAUUGCGCAUAAUGGCGGCUGAAUACAAGAAGAGCCAAUAA